AUCCUGAAUUUUAGAAAUUUUAUAAAGUUUUGAUUGAAUUAUUUAAUGUUCAACUGAGGAGUGUCGUAAUUUUGGCGCCUCUGGUUAAUGGCUAUGGGCUUUGGUUGUGAAGAGAUGGUGAUCGGUUUGAGCAUUCAAGGCUAUUGGAUUUCUCUCGUCAUUGGUUUAGGAAUUUCCUGCACUUAUUGGUCAUGUUUCCUAAUCCAGCGUUCGAUCGGAGGUUGUGCGGAAAGAGAUGGAGUGUGCAGUGCUUUCUGACCCACGUAAUGCAGCUUUUGCUGUCCGAUUGCACUUUCACGACUGCUUUGUCCAGGGGUGUGAUGGGUCAAUUCUGCUGGACGACACUAUAACACUACAGGGUGAAAAAAAGGCUUCCACCAACAUACACUCCCUCAAAGGCUAUAGAAUGAUGGAUAGGAUAAAGAACAGCCUUGAAUCAGAAUGUCCUGGGAUUGUUUCUUGUGCUGAUAUACUCACUAUUGCAGCCAGGGAUGCAGUGAUUCUGGUGGGCGGCCCUUACUGGGAGGUCCCUCUUGGAAGAAAGGAUUCCACAACUGCGAGCUAUGAACUUGCAAACCAAAAUCUUCCCUCUGCCAAUGAGGGCCUUCUGAGUAUCAUCUCCAAGUUUCUUUAUCAGGGCCUCUCCGUAACCGACAUGGUAGCUCUAUCAGGAGCACACACGAUUGGAAUGGCGAGGUGCAAGAAUUUCAGGGAAAGGAUUUAUGGGGAUUUCGAAGCGACUUCGGAUGCUAACAACCCGAUUUCGAAGAUGUAUAUCGAAAAGUUGAGGUCUAUAUGUCCUCCAAUUGGGAAAGAUGCAGAGAAGAACAUAACAGGAAUGGACAAUGUGACGCCAGAGGUGUUUGAUAACUCCUACUUCCAGAUGUUGAUGAGGGGAGAAGGGGUUUUGAAUUCAGAUCAGGAAUUGUAUUCCAGCCUUCUGGGCAUGGAAACCAGGGCGCUGGUGAAGAAAUAUGCCGUUGACCCACUUGCUUUCUUUCAGCAAUUCUCUGAUUCCAUGGUGAAGUUGGGAAAUAUCACCAACUCUGAUAGCUUUUCGAGUGGGGAAGUUAGGAAAAAUUGCAGGUUUAUCAACACAUGAGACGCGGAAAUUUCAAUGUAUGCUUUUUAGCUCACGAUUUUAUGACGAGUAGAUUUUGUCCUUGACU
Molecule: messenger RNA, 1169 nt
Organism: Cucurbita pepo subsp. pepo (vegetable marrow)
Lineage: Eukaryota; Viridiplantae; Streptophyta; Magnoliopsida; Cucurbitales; Cucurbitaceae
Product: peroxidase 11
Biological process (GO): hydrogen peroxide catabolic process; response to oxidative stress
Molecular function (GO): peroxidase activity; heme binding
Source: RefSeq, a predicted model, not a curated record